CAGUUUUACAUAAAAUGACAUGUUUUGCUUCAAAAUGUAUAUUGUAUUAUUUUUAACAUGAGAUUCCUGUGAAUUUUUAACUAAUUUUCUCCCUAAAUUGCCUUUAUAGACUCUUAGUGGAUUUUGUACAAUCGGAUAUACUUUAUUAUGAAAUAAAUAUACAUUCGUUCGGUGAACUUUCGUCUGAAAUCAAGUGAUAUGGAUGCAUCCAAAAUUACAAGUAAAACUAGCUCUCUGAAGGCUCUUAUAUUGAAAGCGUGGCGUGAAAGAUGGACCGAUAUACAGUGGGGCAUCAACAUCAAGACCAUUCUACCCAGAGGCGUAAGUGGAGAUUUAUAUAACCUAGCCGAUUGUAUACUCCAACAAGCCAUGGUAGGUUGUGGAGCUAACCAGCUAGUCAUUUCAUAUUUAAAGCACUCUUUGGCUUCCCAUUUGGUCUCCUAUGCAGCUGUGUUGCAGAGAAUAGCAAAAUUCGACGCUUUUCAUAAACCACACUGUAUUUUAAGUCUACUGGAGUUUCUAGAAGGUUUUCUCGAUAGCAUAACAUGCCGCAGCAAGAUGGAAGAAGAAAUACUCACUUUUGCAGUCUCAUCUAUAAUUCUGUGGCUGCUCCAGGUAUACCAUUAUUCGCUAAGCAAAUAUCCAUCCUCAAAUCCAAUACAGAGUCAGGAACUUUUGGAAAAGUCUACAUCACUUCUUAACUCUAUAGUUCAUUCAGAUUUUCUACUUGCUAUGUUUUAUUUAGCUAAGCAACAUGACCAAGAUGAGUAUAGUGAGGUCACAAAGAAAUGUCAAGAGAUCACAGCAUUUAUGAUGAUGAACACACAGUUUAAAGCUCCGGUGACUAUUCAUGAUACAUUGCAAAAGAUCUGCAAUAUGGAUAUUGAUAAAGUAGCUCCGUUAAAUAAUAAGCCCGAGACAGUUACUCAUUGUUUACAAGCUUUGAUAGCUGUGACUGUUUUGGCCAACCCUAGUGCUGAGUUGCACCAACUGUCAAGCCAAUUGAUAAUGAUACAAAGGAUUAAGAGUUACUCACUAUCCAGACUUUAUAGUGAAGUAAUUCGAGCUUGUUUCAUAUCUCUAAAUGAUGCGAGUAAGGAUGCAUCCAAGCAAGCAUUAUGGGCUGCGUUUACAUUUCUCAAAUUACCACAGCUUAUAAAUUACAUUCACAACAUGUGUGGUACAAUGAAUAAAGAUGGAGAGUACUCAGUGGAAGUUGUUGAAGCAUUUGAAAAACUUUUACAAUCAACUCCUUUGCUUGAUAUAGUUGAUGCAAAGAACUCAUGUAACAGUAUUGUAUCUCUUUUAGAACCUCUGGUUAAGUUGAAUGUUGUAUCAGAAACCCACUUUUCUUAUUUCAAGCAGAAAAGAGAGAGUAAGGAUAUUAAACUACAAAAGUUAGAACCAACAGGUUUGCAAGGGUCUGUACCAUCAUUCAUAACCCGGGCAGAACCUACCUUGGCAGGAAUUCUCAAAACAAUGGGAGGAGAUUCUCAUAAAACCCAGGAAUCCCUAUAUGCAAUGCUUUGUCAAAUUGUUGGUGGUACCACAUUAGAUACAAUUUUAGCUGUAGCCACAGUUGAAGGAAAGUUAAAACUGUUUGUAUCAAGAUUGAUAAAGUUUAAUGAGUUUGCUCUAAUAGCUGCCAGUGAGAAGGGUGCAUCUCAGUCUAAAGUUUACAUAUUUGACAUUUCAUUUUUGAUACUUUGCUCUAUUGUACAAGAUUAUGGAGCGGAUGCAGUGCUGGAUGAAAAUGGGGACUCCUUUUUUGAGCAGUGGGUAAGAGAGUGUAUGGCACAAAAAGGUGUCCACAAAUCACCAGACCAAAUUUUGCAAAAAUGUGACAUGCAAUUAGUAGAUAUUUUUAUUCACCAUCUUAGUGCUCCUGACUUUGAUUUCAAGAAUACUAAUUUAAAACCACAUGAUCUGUGUGUGAAUGUUAGUGGUGUUGUGAAAGAAAUCUUAUUUGCUUGGGAACAAGGCUCAAUUUCUGCUGCUGAUGUUAAACGCAUGUUGGACUCUUUGAGGCAAAAGAUGGCAUCAUUGGCAGUGUGUGCCUCAGUCUGGCUCUGUUCCUACAUCAACGUAGUACAUCAAGAUGCCUUUUUAAAGCCAUUGAAUAUGGUUCAGCAGUUUUUGACACCACCAACAGAUGUUGAAAUGGCACAAAUUGAUAAUUUCAAGGAGAGAGCCGUUUUAAUGAGCCAGAUAAUUCGAAAGAUGCAGUUUGAUAUUCAGCCUCCAUCAAUAACUAAAUCUAAGAUUAUGCCUUUUUCUCACAGUAUCAUAUCCAGGCAACCGAUACUAGAACAGUUGCAAAAUGUGUGGGAGGAUAUUAAAACUAGAGGAUACUUACACAUUGAUGCUACAGUCAUAGUUGAGAGCCUUCUCAAUACAGCAGGCCCAGUGUGGUUUGUGACUAAUUUAGUUAAAGAAACCCUCAAAUUCCGCUAUCAGGAUGAUUUAGAUAGAUCUGUAGAUAUUGUCUUGGCAAUGUUCUACUUUGAUAUAGAAAAGUGUACUGAAGCUCUUUUGCUUCAUGUCCUUCCACAGUAUCUUUAUAAUGCUAAGUUAUGUGAGGACUUAGUGGAACCACAAUCAGCUAUUCUGGCAAAACUCUCUGUAUAUUGCAUAUAUGCAGCUCUUGAAAACAGUAUGUCAAAUAGAGUUCAUCCAUCUAGAAAACGUCGGCAUGAUGAUUCGGAAGAUAUAGAAAUGAGUGCUUCAAGUAAAUUAAGGAGACUGAAUGAUAAUUCAUCUGAUACAACUAUGUAUUAUUCUCAAGGACUGAGUUCUAGUAUGAUAAUAAAGGAACCUCUCCAGUCAUCUUUAGAGAUGCUGUACAAAUCAUUUUUACAAUUAGCAGGAAAGAAUGGUGAAGUUACACCGCAGACCCAAUUUAUAUUUGAAUUUCUUCUGUAUGCUGUCCAGUGUGGCCAAGAGAGAGCACAAGUGAUAUUACAGAAGAUGCCCAGCGAAAUUGUAUCCACGUUAAUUAAGGCACUUCCUGAUAAUUUUAAUAUUGGACUUAUAUUAAGACUGUAUGAUUUAUCUACUCCGUAUGGUAGGAAAGAUACUGCUAGAGAUCUUUGUUUGUUAAGAAAUAUGCGGCUUAGGCCUGAGUAAAUAAGUGUAAUGUUAGAAGUAAUUAUGAUUUUAUUAAUACAUAUUUUAAAGGAAA
Maniola jurtina (meadow brown) is the source of this 3181-nucleotide messenger RNA. RefSeq names its product mediator of RNA polymerase II transcription subunit 24 (gene MED24). Gene Ontology annotation, cellular component: mediator complex. Bases 199 to 3126 code for a protein of 975 amino acids. The transcript has 2 exons. The record is from RefSeq and is a predicted model, not a curated record. Gene Ontology annotation, molecular function: transcription coregulator activity. Lineage: Eukaryota; Metazoa; Arthropoda; Insecta; Lepidoptera; Nymphalidae.